AUGCUUGAUAUGAACAACCUAAAGAAAACAUUACUGGGAGGAUUUAUACUGCUUGCAUACACAGAUAUCCUCAACAACAGAUCAUACGACCUUGUUGGAGUGGACCAAGGAUACACAAAUCUCAAGGGGUACCACUACCAUGCUGACAAAGACAUGUAUGACGAGGUGUUCAGCUACAAGCAUGGACAGAAAAUCCAUCUUGUCAUUCCUGCAGAUUUUAGUGGGAGUGGAACAGUGAGUUAUGUGCUUGUGACAAGGAAGAUCGAUGGAACAUUUGACAACCACAUAUACUUCCGUGACAGAGAUGAGACAAAGCACAUUGGGGAGUCUCUAGCUACUCCAUUGCUAUUUACAUGCCCAGAUGACCUUAGGCCUCAGCUGCUUAUCCAAUACAGUGAUGGCCUGAAAAAGGUUCGAAUUAGUGAAGACGGAGAGUUGAACACAGAGAAUGCUGAUGGCUAUGGAAAGCUGCACUGUGAGCACACCUCUGCAUUUGUUGAGCUUGACGGGAGCAUGAAGGCAUGCUUGUGCCUAGUUAUUGACAAAGGGAAUGGAAGAAAAGCACUGAGGGUGUUCAACAACAAAGAUGGAGAGUAUGUGAAGUACUUCGAGAUGGAUCUUCCAGAUGAUAUAGGGCCGAUUGUGUUUGGAGACUUCAACGGAAACGGCAUGAAUGACAUGGCGUUUAUACAACGAAGCGGAGCAAAGCAUGUUCUGAAGAUAUAUUUCAACUCGACAUCAAGAGUCGGAAAUGCCAAUAAGCUUCUUGGCGGAUUUCUUCCCACACAGAUUAAUUCAACCGUGUUUUCUGAAGGAGACAUGGAGAUAGUGGACCUGAGCGUGAUGUUUCCGAAUUGCACGCCGAUCCUUAGGUCUGAGGAGCACUUUGGCGGUAUGCCGUAUGGAAUAUUCCCUGCUGACCUGAGAGCAAAGGGCAAACUGGACUUCUUUAUGGUGAUGAAGGACAUUGACGGCAGCACAAGGACUGGGGUCCUUGAAAACAACUCCGAGCCAGGCAAUUCAUGCUUUGAAAAGGCCGAGUAUCACGAUGAUAUUCAUAAGCUCAAGAAUGUGAUAUCUAUAAGCUGCUGCGACUACAACAGCCGAGGGCGAGAAGCCGUGUUUGUGAACCGUGUUGUUGACAACGAUGCAGUUCUUGAGGUGUAUGAAAACAAUCUUUCGAAGGAGAAUCUCAAGCUGAGCCUCUCGGCGAUCUAUCCAAGACAUGAAGCAUAUGGAUGCGCCAUUCCUGGUGUUUCGUAUCUGAUAUCGUAUUGCGACGGGGAGAAGGUGCUUAUUUCGAGCCAGAUGGCUUGCAGCACGUAUGUGCAUCUAAAGCAUCAUGUGGCAUACAUUGGGCUUGGCACAAUGAAUCUGAUUAUUGAUGUCCUGAUGAUAGGGACGCCUGGAAGCAACACUAGCUCAUAUGCAGGGCCGUAUGCCAUCAACUCAAUUGCGAUCCCAAACACCGACUUGGUUGUGUAUCUUGAACAAAACGGCAACUACACGGUGGAGGCGCAUUUCAUUGUUGGAGAGCACUUUAAAACAAUAAUAAUCGCUCUGCUUGGUGUUGCAUUUGUCAAUCUGAUAUUCAUAGUUCUACUGCGGCUCAAGGAUAUAAGAAGAAUGAAAAUGGCAAAUAACAAAGACGCUCUGCGCCCGCUGUUUUCCACACUGAAAUAA
Molecule: messenger RNA, 1683 nt
Organism: Ordospora pajunii
Lineage: Eukaryota; Fungi; Microsporidia; Ordosporidae
Exons: 1
Coding region: 1-1683 (560 amino acids)
Source: RefSeq, a predicted model, not a curated record